AUGGUUGGCCAGAUCGGUACUCAUGAUGGAAAAUUUCACUGUGAUGAGGCGUUUGCUUGUUACAUGAUAAAACGAUUGGAUGAAUUCAGGGACCAUACGAUCGUAAGGCAGUUUAAUGAAACUAUGCAAACGUUAGGUGUACUGGAUUUCAACACAAAGUUAAGUUCAGCAGGAUUAGUUUAUGCUCACUAUGGAAAGCAGUUAAUCGCUGAGAUUCUUGGUUCAUCACAUGAGGAUAAACUUGUGGGUAUUCUCUAUAGGAAAAUUUACGAAUCUUUUGUUGAGGCAAUAGAUGCUAUCGAUAACGGCAUCCCACAGUAUGAUGGUAUCCCAAGGUACUACAUGCAUGGUGGACUUUCUGAGCGAGUUGGAUUUCUCAAUCCACAUUGGAAUGAAGUAAACGUCAAUCCGGAUGAGCGCUUUCAGCAAGCCAUGGAACUUGUUGGAGGUGAGUUUGAGUCCACAGUUACAUACCUAGCCAAUGUUUGGUGGCCAGCUCGAGAAAUUGUUGAGAAGGCUGUGGAUGAUUCUCUACAGGUCGACUCAAGUGGGAGAAUUGUCCUGCUUACUCCUUCUUCCGUUCCCUGGAAAGAACACUUAUUCCAAAUUGAAGAAGAGAAGAACUUGAGUUCGAGAAAGAUCACUUACCUAGUUUAUGAGGACUCCACGUCGAAGAGUUACCGAUUACAAGCCGUUCCAAAAGACAAGUUCUCAACGUUUGAAAGUAGGUUAGUGGCAUUACUUCGUGGGAUUUGCCGCCAUUUUACCAAUUUAUUUCGCUGCCAACUCAGCAGCAGAUUUAGUCCUGUCCCUAACUUCGUUUUUUAA
Messenger RNA from Angiostrongylus costaricensis, 828 nucleotides. The record is from the annotation of a GenBank genome assembly. Lineage: Eukaryota; Metazoa; Nematoda; Chromadorea; Rhabditida; Metastrongylidae.